Clunio marinus is the source of this 2506-nucleotide messenger RNA. NCBI's taxonomy places the organism in Eukaryota, Metazoa, Arthropoda, Insecta, Diptera, Chironomidae. The record is from the annotation of a GenBank genome assembly.
AUUAUCAUUUAAAAUGGCAGAUCAAUCUGUACAGAAACCAUCUGCAACAGAAAAAAUUAUAAUGAGUUCAUCGAAACUUAUUUCCAAAUUAGAAAAUUUAGAACUUUUAAAAGGUGACACUGUUCCAGUUAAUCCUUCAACUAAUAUUGAAUUUUUAAACGAGCCGAGACCAGCAUAUGAAAUUUUCGGGAAUUUGGAGCAAUUGAUUCUUUUUUCUGAUGACGACGACGACUUCUUCAUGCCCAUCGUUGAUGACAUUUCACAUCUGGCUUUCGUAUCUCAGUCGGUUCUUUCAUACAUAAGAACAAUUUCACCUGGUACUCGCCUUAUGAAAAUUUCUGAUAACAUCUACAAUCAAACUUCAAAAUGGCUCAAUUCCUUAUUCUUAAAGAAUUCCACUGCAACAUUUCUGCCAUCAAACAUUGAAUGCUUAUCAAAAGCACUACGUGUCGCAUUGAUGUGCAAAUUUGAAAAUUAUCAUAAAGAAGGACUUCAAGGUGUAAAAAGUGUUUCAAUUUAUGUCAACAGUAAAAAUCCAUUUUUGAAUGAUUUGAAGUUCGUCGCAUAUCUAGUUGGACUUAGUGAAAGUGCAAUCAAAGUCAUUGCUUCAGAAGAUGGAGUUGAUCACUUAAAUCUUGUAGAGUUAAAUAACCAAAUUGAAACUGAUAAAGCAAAUAACAUCAUUCCGUUGUUCCUUAUGGCCGAUAUGGGAUCUUCAAUCACCGGUGCAUUUGACAGUUCGUUGUCUGAACUUUCUGAGGUAUCUGAGAAACAUCAAUUAUGGCUUCACAUCACUGGUGGCUACAUCACAUCACUAGCAGUGUCAGAGAAUAAGCAAGAGAAUCUAAAAAAUGUUUCUUCAAUGACUUUAGACUUUGAAGAUUGGAUGGGCCUUCCUAGUGUUUCUUAUGUACUUUUACAUAAACAAAUCACCGUUCCUGACAAUAAUUUCUUUGGAAUUGAAAACCAAAUAAGAAAAAUUGAAGCUUUUCCAUUGUGGACAGUCAUGCAAAAUUUAGGACGUGAUCGAAUCGUUGGUGCUUUUAGUCAAGCUUUCCAAAGCUGUAGAGUUCUUUACGAGAUGGUUUCGAAAGCUCGAGGCUUUCGAUUGUUAAGUAAAAAUCCUAGUGGUGAUGACGAUAAAGAUUUUUUCAAUGCUACUGUCGUGUUAUUUCAAUUUGACGGUGAAACAUCUAAUGAUGGAAAGAUUGAGGAAACUUCUCGAGGAGGCAUUGAGAAAACCAACAAUUCUUUAUAUUUUGAUCGUUUAAAUUCGUGGCUUGGACAAACACUAGAACGUGACUUUCCCCAACUACAAUUAUCACUUAAAGAUGAUAAAAUAUUCGGAACAUGCAUUCGUUACAAUCCAUUUGAAUUGGGUGUAGGAGAAAAGGUUCCUUCUUUGGAAACAUUCGCUGAAUUUAAUGAGUUCUUUGAAGCUCAAUCUGACAUUUUACGCGCAACAAUUGAGAAGAAGCAAGUGUUUAAUGACUUGGUGGAAAAUAACAAAGUUUUACGUCUUGUGAAGUUAAAUGACGAUUGGGCUGGUCUUGGUGGUGUACAUUACGUUCCUGAACAAAUGGAAACAAUUGAAACCGAUCAAGGAAAGACGGAAUUAAAUAAGCUUAACAUGCAACUUGUAGAACGGCUAAAAUCAAGUGAUAAUGCAUUUAGUUUGGGAGAAUCAACAGACGGUGUUGCAUGUAUCAGGCAAGAUAAUAAUUCAAAACAUAUCAAAGUGAUAUUUGGCAUGGUGACAUCAGAAACAGACAUUGAAGAGUUAUUGGAUUUAGUUGUAAAUGCUGGGAAUGAAUUGCAAGAAAGCUCAAAAGUUCUUGACUCAAUGGCUGAAGUCAUCAAGAAAGGAAUUGAAGCUGUUGAAACAGAUUUGAGAAAAGAAGCUGACGAGAGAGUUUGGAAUGAUGGAAUUUUAAGAGUUGUACCAGUUGUUGGAAGUGUUCUAAAUUGGAUUAAUCCUUUACCGAAAGAUGGAAGUGGCAUUAAAGGAAGGUCUUUAAAUUUACAACAAGGCGUUAUUGAGUCAACAGAAAACAUUUACAAGUAUCACAUGCAAUUGCCACUAAAUAAGACAUCGAGCACAAAUCAUUCGAGAAAUGGAAGUCAAAGCAGCUCAAGUUCUAAAACAGUCGCAGUGACAGCAAUGUCGACAUUACCUGAUGAAGGCGAACCUAAGAUAGAACCAAACGCAUUAACUUAAAUAAAUUAAUAAAUAUUCAAAGCACAAAUAACAGAAUUAGAUAAUCAGCUUAAUGAUUUGAUCUCUGAUUUCAAGUUUUCCUUUUUCAUUAAAUAAAAAUAUUUCAGAGAUCUUAAUUUCCUUUCACUUAAAUUUCUGUAUUAAAAAAUCGUAAAUCUAAUAGCAAUUCAAUGUUACAUUGAAAUGAAUUGUAAUUUCUUUUUUCAGGUAAAUUGUCAUGUCAAUUGAAGACUUUGCAAUUUUUUCAAGAAUAGUUCUUGAAUUUUAAUAAAGAAUUCUAAAUAAUGA